ACAGUCGUCGAGCCAUACUUCAGUAAUCAAGAACAGCAAAAAUGAAGUACUUGGUAUUCUUUGUUUGCAUUGUUGCCUACGCAUCUGCCACAGCAGUGAAUCUCGCAUCAUUCUUGGAAGCCACCAACACAACAACAACAUGUGCUUGCAAACAAUCCUUGGACAAUAUCCUUGCCAAAAUAAAAGAACAAAACACCAAUUUGAACAAUGCUAAUGUCACACUGAAUUCCAUAGAAGUAACCAUUGUCAAAAAUGUCAGUGUCGAAGUUGCCAACCAAACACAAACACUAUGCAAGUUAGAAGAACGCCUUUCUGUACUCAUCAAAAAAGAAGUUAACAUUGGCGUUAUACUCGACGUCCAAACUACUAAUCUUACCAACAUCGUCAACCUUCUUAUUGACAUAUGUGGGAAUACAGAGUGCAUCGAGAAUGAACUUGAAGAUCAAAACUGUAUAUUGGAAAAUAUUGAGAAUGUCAGCUUGGCAGCUGUUGAGGACUGUAACGGGGACACGUGCCGACCAACAAUUGGUUUUAAAGGGUAAAACCUGAUCUGAUUAAAAUAUUACAUUUUUCUACGAAAUAUUUCGCUUAAAAUGAAAAUUAUUUAAAAAUUAAUCAACUGCAAUCAUGAAGAUUUUAACUCUUUUCUAAGAAGAAUAAUUAUUACAUAUUUCGUAUUAAAUUCAAAUGAUUAUAAUAAUUAUAAAUGUUUUUGUCUUCUCUAGUACUCAUAUUUAUCAUAUAUUUGUUCCUAUUUCCAAAAAGUAGUUUAAACUCAGUUAAACUCUAUAACUAACAAUUUUUUUUAAACGUAGACCAAUACGUAUAUAUUACAAGACAUAAGCUUAAAAACAAGAUAUAAUAGUAUCCGUUUUUAAAAAGAAAUAAAUAAUGUUCUUAAUAUUUUAUUAAAAGUUCUAAUAGUUAUUAAGGUACCAAAGGUAUUAUAAGGAUAAUAACGCUUGAGGUCAAUGGUGUAUAUACCGAGGACCUUUGGCACGAGGAAUAUAUGUUGACCGAAAGCGUUAUUAUCUAUCAUACCCGUGGUGCCUUCAACGUUUAAUGUCCGACUAAAUUAUUAUUUACAUGCCAAAAAUUUAAAUGAAUUUUUAAUUAAUUAGUUUUCAAAUAAGUACAUUUACUUAGCAAUAGUCGUAACGUAAUUGUGGUAACCAUAGUUUUACUUAGGUUGGUAUUUGCCAACUUGGCAGUAUUUAAGUAGUUAAAUUUAAUACCCUAGGGCGUUAUUUUUCAAAAUUAUUGGGGCAUUAUACCAUACUUAACUGACUUCGAAAUCACGUCAUUAUUUUCAAAUAAUACCAGUCGGACAUUAAGAUCGUUUAAACGCACAUCUAAAAGGCAGCGUUUAGACACCGCGAUAAAUCGGAGCAAUUUAUCGAUAUCGAUCGAGUUAUUUCAAUCUAUCGUUGUGUGUAAACGGUACAUCGCAGCGAUUUAUCGGAAUUGGAGUUGGAUUGGAGUUGGUAUCGGAUUGCAUCAAUUUAUUGUAACGAUCGAGUUGUUUCAGUUUAUAUUCAAUCGCGACAAUAUAUUGCAGCGUCUAAACAGCUUUAAAAAAAUCAAUAAACCAUAGCAAUUUAUCGUCACAAUAAAUUGCUCGCAUUUAUCGCUCCGUCUAAACGCCACUUAAAAUGUUACUGUUUUAUGCUACCUUUUUACGGUUCUACUAGACUACUAGACGGACAGUUGAGUGUAUGUUUUGUUUGUGUUCUCUACAACUCAAAAAACAAAAACAAAACUAAAACAAAACGAAAACACUACUUGUUUUCGUUAAGCGGACUACAUUGUGUUCGAAUUUUGUUUUUGUUUUCGGCCCUUUUCCAUUGACCGUCACGAGGAAGUCAAAUUACAGUUUUCUCUUCAAUAACCAACCAACACCUUUAGAGAAGAAGACUUUCUCUUUUUAGAUGUGUUUGGUCGAUACUGAAUUCCUUUGGAAAAGGGUAUAUUUCCAACUCAUUGCAUUUUAACCAAACCACUUGGGUGUUAAAUUAUGUCCUGUGCCAGUGUUCUUCAUUUUUUUAUGGUUCUUUUUUUUACGCUGACGUUAUGAAAUUAUGUUUUUAAUUUUCUUUCAAUUUCUAUCCAGUUGGUGUCAAACAAUUCGACAAUUUCUUUGUACGAAUUCUUUUUUUAAUCAGGCUAGUAAAGCGAUAUUAAUAAACACAACACGACCGUUUCCUUGAUGGGACUCGAAAAACAAAACUUAAUCUGUUUCAAAGCAUGUGAGUCUUCACAAAGUUUGCAAAAGUUGCUGUUUUAUUUUAUUCGAGACGAGUUUAUGUUGUGUUUUGUUAAAUCUGCUAUUACCUUAUUCACUGUUGAUGUUGACGACCAUCUCAGUUUUUCAUAUUUUGUUAACAACAUCAAAGUUCUGCACUAUUGACAAUUACCCCUAUUUGAAGAAAUAGUUUUGUCUGGUAUCCAGUAUUAUUUCUAUGUCUAUUCUAUCUUCUCAAUGACUUCUAACCAGGCGUGUGGUAUCGGAAAAAGUGUUUAGCAACCCACCUCGUAAGCUAGAUUUUACAAUAUUUAUUUAUCUACAAGCGAUCAAUAAAAUAUGAAUAGUUAUGCUAUAUAUACAUACUUUUGUUCUUUAUAUUAUUUUCAUGAUCUUUGUACUUAUAUCCAAGACAUUGUUCAGUCUCACUCCGGAUGUGGAUGCAAGAAGUUUAGACCAUUUAAACGAUUCUUAAAUGCACAUACCAAAUCAACUUACUAUAUCAUGUUUAGGUUUCAUCAUGUUCAUCAUCAUCAAUAACAGCUGUCCAUUAAUUUCUGUUCGUUUCUUUUGCAUCCGUUCGGGGCCAAUCAAUCGCUUGAUGUCAUCAGUUCAUCUGAUUUCAGGUCUGUCUCUACUUCUUUUAUUUGCUCUUACUCGCCAUUCAACAAUUCGCUUGUUUCAAUGGCUGUCUUCCAUUGAUAUAUUUCCUUUCAUAUAUAUUCAUAUUGUUCAGUUGCUUUUCCUCAUAAGAGUUUCUGUGUUUUGACACUACUAAAGGUAACAAAAUACUCAUUCAAAAGUCUACAUAUUAUGAUCAUCUGCUUCACCAUAGCUGAUGUACGGAGUCUAUUGAUUAAGAAUCACAAGACUAGUUUCCAAUUUUACGAUCUUUGUGUUUUUUUCAAUCAAAUUUAGGUUAAAUUCGUUGAUAAAGGAAAUGUAAAAUCCCAUUUUGGUUUCAUUCAACAAUUGAAAUCCUUGAUUUUAGUCUGUGCAAAAUUGUUUUUUAAACCCUACAAGGUUUUACUAUAAGCCGUUUAUAUUUUUAGUCCAUUGAUAUUUGGAGCAAAGAGUAUAGAUAACAAAAAUUCAAAUAAUAUUUUAAGACUCCUCCUCAUCAGUCGUUUCCUCAUUGCUGAGUGUCGUGAUUCCCUAUAAUACGAGCAACUAUCUCUUUCCAUCGGCUUCUGUCCUGAGCUUCCCUCAUGGAUUCAGAGAAUGUUUUUCCACUGGCUUUCUGUACUUGAUCCGUCCAUCGAGUAGGUGAGCGACCUCUACUUCUGCGCCCUUCAACGUUUCCCGAAAUUAUAAGUCUCUCAAGAUUAUUAUCACUUCUUCUUGCAAUAUGGCCGAAAAAUUUUAAGACGAUGGAGAGGCAAAUAGAGGAAAGUCGAGUCUGAAUAUUAAGCUCUUGGAGGAUUGAGUGGUUUGUUCUGUGUUCCGUCCAUGAGAUCCGAAUUAUUCUUCUCCAGCAGCACAUUUCAAAGGCGUCAAUCCUUUUUCUGUCGUCCGAUUUCAUUGUUCAUAUUUCGAAUCUGUAAUUAAAUAUGGGAAAAAUUAAGGCUCGUACUAAUCUUAUUUUGGUGUUCUUCGACAAGAAGUGAUCUUUCCAGAUUUUCGAUAAUCGACUCAUAGCGUUUUUGGCCAUGCCUAUUCUCCUACGUAUUUCUGUUUCACAAGAUCCUGUAUUACUGAUGUAGGAUAAGACAAAUUGGUAAAAAUUUGGUUUAUUUAAUUUUUGUAAAAUUAGGAAAAGUGUUGUUGAUUCAAGGAGUUUAAGACAAUACAACUUUGAGGAAAACUUAGUAAGUUUCUAAAUACUUCUGAACACGGUACCUUCUGAAUACUUAAAAAAUCAUCUUGUUUGCAUUUGGCUACAACCCUAGAUAUGCACAACUAAAGUCCUGCGCCCACGACGGAAGUGUUUUAAAACUACGGUCUGAAACCGAUUGCACUCGCAACUGGUUUUCAACUAGUUUUCAACCGUUAUUUGAAAGCAGUUGCGUCGUGGGGGCUGGACCUAACUGCGCAUUAUUUUUACUAUCCCAGUCUGCACGUAUAUUUUUAUUUUGUAAUUAAGCUUGUGUAUCAAAUGUUAGAAAAGGCUUUAAACGAGUACAAUUGUCAGAUUAGUUAAGAACUAAUAUUUAUAUUUUAUGGUAUGCAUAUUUGAUUCACUGAUUAGUUUUUUAAUAUUAUUUAUUUUAAGCGAAAUUUGUAGGAAUGAAAUUGACCAUCAAAAUUUCUUUUGCUGUUGUAUAUUUGUAAUAAUAAAAGCGCGAUAACAAAA
This is a messenger RNA of Diabrotica virgifera virgifera (western corn rootworm), 4535 nucleotides long. RefSeq lists its product as uncharacterized. The record is from RefSeq and is a predicted model, not a curated record. NCBI's taxonomy places the organism in Eukaryota, Metazoa, Arthropoda, Insecta, Coleoptera, Chrysomelidae. The transcript is spliced from 2 exons. The coding region runs from base 42 to 542 and encodes 166 amino acids.